AUGCAUCAUCUGUUCAGGCUGGUUUUGGCACAAAAGGACCUUUCACGUGCAGGGGAUCUUUUCUCCUUAGAGGAUGCUGAAAUCGAAGGAAGCCUCUCAGAAGCUCUUGAACAAAUAAAAAUAAUUAGUUCAUCUGCGGACUACCAGACCAAUGACAAUGACCAGGCUGUGGUGGAAAUCUGCAUCACUCGCAUCACCACUGCCAUCAGGGAGACGGCGUCCAUAGAAAAGCACGGGAAAGCCCUCGUGGCUCUCUGGGAGUCAUGUCUAGAACACAACCUGAAACCCUCUGGAAGAGAUGAGGACACACCACAUGCAAAAAUUGCAUCUGAUAUCAUGAGCUGUAUCUUGCAGAAUUACAAUCGACCUCCAGUAAUGGCCUUAGCCAUCCCAGUGGCGGUGAAAUUUCUUCGGAGGGGCAAUAAGGAACUGUGCAGAAACAUGUCAAGUUAUCUAUCCUUGGCUGCAAUUGCUAAAGCGGAUCUGCUGGCUGAUCACACAGAGACCAUUGUCAAAAGUGUCCUUCAAGGGAACGCGAUGCUGCUGCGUGUCCUGCCUGCUCUGUACGAGAAGCAACCGCAGCCGAUAAACCUCCAUCUGCGGGAGCUGGUGGCACUGAUGGCUCAGCUGGAUCCAGCCGAACAACACCAUCUCCUCAGGCUCCUCCAAAUCGUGGCUAGGAAAAAAGAACCGGGGGCGCUGAAAGACUGUAUUCCAUUUCUAUUUGAACACCUGAGAGACCCUAACCAUAGUGACAUUAUUCUAAACAUACUUAUAGAAAUAUCCCGCUAUGAACCAACAGCCUUAGCGCCUUUUCUUCCGAAGCUGAAAGAAAUUGGUGAGAGUUUUCCAAGUUUGAUUGGGCAAACAGCAAAGAUCUUUGGAGCUGUUGGACGUAUCGAUGAGGAGCGAGCCAGAAUAUGCCUGAUGUAUUUGGUGAACCAGCUGGCCAACAUGGAGCACUCAUUUCACCAUAUUCUUUUGCUGGAAAUUAAGAGUCUCACUGACACCUUCUCGGGCAUCUUGGGCACCCAGAGCAGAGAUAUCUACCGCAUGAGCAACAGUUUCACUGCCAUAGCCAAGCUUCUCGUCCGACAGCUAGAGAACGACAACACGUCCGGAGCCAGGGUGGAAAAUGAUACUGAAACAGAACCUCCUGUACCACUGGAUGAUUUAAAAUCUGUUAUGAAUGGAAAUGAAGAUGAUGAAAAGCUCCAAGUUAAAAUACAGGCUUUUGAAGAGAAAAUAAACGUCAACAACAGUACUCCUGGCUCAGCACGGAGAUACAGUUUAGGCCAGGUUUCUAAAGAAGAAAGGAAGGAUAUGAGAUUUAACAGGUCCAAAAGCCUUGCUUUGCAUGCAGUCCGCAUGAAGGGGGUGAGCUCAGAGAGCGGACAGGACGAGGAGAACGGGGAGAUAACUGCUGGUAUCUCCUUCACCGAGAUCUACAUUAGCCAAGAAAAUGACAAAUUGCCUUUUAAUGUUGACACUGAAGCAAUGCAACUGGGAAAUUCUUUGGUUUCACGUCAAAGUAUCGAUUACACAGAAUCAGCAAAUUUUCCAGAACCUGCUAAAGAAAAUGCCCUCGAAGGAAGCGCAGAGGUGGCGAUGAGCCCCGUGGAAUACCAGGACAGGCUCUACUUGCACUUGAAGGAAAACCUGGGUAAAGUGAAAGCAUAUGUCAUGGAGAUGGGGAGGAAAAUUCCUAUCCCCGAUCAGUGUGUUAUUGAAGAUACGGUUAGAAGUUGUGUAGCAAAGCUGUUCUUCAGCUGUCCCCUGAAGGGCCAUUACUGCCUGUACAGUAAAUCCAGUUUUACCCUCAUCAGCCGGCAGCCUCCGCUGUGGAUCCAUAUCAUGUUCCUCUUUCAGCAGAGCUUGUUUGCAGAACCUUUGUCCAUACAGAGUAAUUCUGUGCAAGUCCUUAAGGCCCUGUGGGAGAAGACGCAGCUCAAGGGGACGCACAGUUUUGAAACUGCCAUGAUCCAGUCUACAUUUCCACACCAAAAGGACCUGGACCACGUGCAGAUGCACCUGGAAGAAGUGAGGUUCUUUGAUUUAUUCGGCUACAGCGAGGAAGCGGGAACUUGGCAGUGCUUCAUGUGCAAUAACCCUGAAAAGGCAACAGUUGUAAAUCAGGACGGCCAACCUCUGAUUGAAGGCAAGCUUAAAGAGAAGCAAGUCCGGUGGAAGUUUAUCAAAAGGUGGAAAACUCGCUACUUCACUCUGGCUGGCAACCAGCUGCUUUUUCGGAAAGGAAAAUCCAAAGACGACCCUGACGAGUGCCCCAUUGAGCUCAGCAAGGUGCAGAGCGUUAAAGUGGUGGCAAAGAAGCGCAGGGACCGCAGCCUGCCCCGGGCCUUCGAGAUCUUCACCGACAGCAAGACCUAUGUUUUUAAGGCCAAAGACGAGAAGAACGCCGAGGAGUGGCUUCAGUGCAUCAACGUCGCUGUCGCGCAGGCUAGAGAGCGGGAGAGCCGAGAGGCCACCACCUACCUGUAG
Gavia stellata (red-throated loon) is the source of this 2499-nucleotide messenger RNA. RefSeq names its product ventricular zone expressed PH domain containing 1 (gene VEPH1). Gene Ontology annotation, cellular component: plasma membrane. The transcript has 13 exons. Gene Ontology annotation, molecular function: phosphatidylinositol-5-phosphate binding. The coding region runs from base 1 to 2499 and encodes 832 amino acids. The record is from RefSeq and is a predicted model, not a curated record. Gene Ontology annotation, biological process: regulation of signal transduction. NCBI's taxonomy places the organism in Eukaryota, Metazoa, Chordata, Aves, Gaviiformes, Gaviidae.